CGAAGGAGGUAGUAAUUGGCAAGCACUUUAUUACUUCCCAUCUAGUCUAAAGCCUCCGGCACCCAGGAAUCAUGAACUUGAGGAUUGUCCUCGCCACAUUUGCAAUCUUGAUCCUUCAUGUGUCUGAAGCCAUAUUUCCUGUAAUUGUUGACUGUUGUACUGAAGUAGCUCAUCACAUUCCCAGAAGAUGGCUCGGAACAGUGAUGAAGUUUAAGAUCCAGAAGGAUGAAGUAUGCAAAAUCCCAGCUGUGAUUCUUUACAGAAAACGCAAAAAGUUUUGCAUAAGUCCACAGAAUAAACAUGUUAAGAGAUGGAUAAAACAGAAAGGAAAAGGUCACCGAAGAACCAGUCGUCAUUUUAGAAAGAGGAAGAAAGCGAAAAAAGGAAGGAAAAUGGAGAGAAAACAGUAGCAUGCUGAUCACUGAAACAGACUCAGAGAUGCUAUGUAACCUGUACCUUGUAAUAAAUUCUGCAGAGAUCUUUUAA
Molecule: messenger RNA, 486 nt
Organism: Sphaerodactylus townsendi
Lineage: Eukaryota; Metazoa; Chordata; Lepidosauria; Squamata; Sphaerodactylidae
Gene: CCL28
Product: C-C motif chemokine ligand 28
Exons: 3
Coding region: 72-410 (112 amino acids)
Biological process (GO): immune response
Cellular component (GO): extracellular region
Molecular function (GO): chemokine activity
Source: RefSeq, a predicted model, not a curated record